Eurypyga helias (sunbittern) is the source of this 937-nucleotide messenger RNA. RefSeq names its product short transient receptor potential channel 4-associated protein-like. The annotation marks the transcript as partial. Gene Ontology annotation, molecular function: phosphatase binding. NCBI's taxonomy places the organism in Eukaryota, Metazoa, Chordata, Aves, Eurypygiformes, Eurypygidae. Gene Ontology annotation, cellular component: Cul4A-RING E3 ubiquitin ligase complex. Gene Ontology annotation, biological process: ubiquitin-dependent protein catabolic process. The record is from RefSeq and is a predicted model, not a curated record. The transcript is spliced from 8 exons.
AUGGACCCGCUGCUGGCCAGGGCUGAGCCCAUCAGCAACAGCCAUAACGUCUUUAGGAUCACAGAGGCCUUGUUAAAGGAAAGAGAUAAACAAGCAAAAUGGAAUGGGAUUCCCUUGCUGUUGCAAAAGCUAUAUGAACAUAGCCACCCAAACAGUGAUUUCUCCCAGUGCCAAAGCAUCUUAAAGGAAAUAUCUCCACUUCUUUCAAUGGAAGCCAUGGCAUUUGUUACAGAAGAUAGAAAAGGUGCUCAAGAGUUCACUUUCCCAAAUACAUACACGUUUGACUUAUUUGGAGGAGUCAAUCUUAUAGUAGAAAUUCUCAUGAGACCAACUCUUAUUACACAGAAAAAGAAACAGAAAAUAAGUGAUGACCUCAUCAAGGACUGUUUAAGCAUACUGUACAACACCUGUAUAUGUACGGAAGGAGUCACAAGGCGAUUGGCAGAAAGAAACGACUUUGUGUUGUUCCUGUUUACACUGAUGACAAACAAAAAGACAUUCCUACAAACUGCAACGCUCAUUGAAGAUAUCCUGGGAGUUAAAAAGGAAAUGAUACAACUGGAUGAUAUCCCCAAUCUUGCGAGCCUGGUGUCCAGUUUUGAUCAGCAGCAGCUUGCGAACUUCUGCAGGAUCCUUGCUGUCACAAUUUCCGAACUUGACACAGGGAGUGAUGACAAGCACACGCUUCUCGCCAAAAAUGCCCAGCAGAAAAAAAACUUGGGUCCUUCUCAAGCUGAAAUUAAUCAAGCAACACUGUUGAAUAUUCCAGGCUUCAUUGAGCGAUUGUGCAAACUGGCAACACGGAAGGUGUCGGAAACAACAGGUACUUCCAGCUUCCUCCAGGAGUUGGAAGAAUGGUACACCUGGCUGGACAAUGCACUAGUACUUGAUGCACUGAUGAGAGUGGCAAAUGAAGAGGCGGAGCAGAGCAGUACAG